Molecule: messenger RNA, 854 nt
Organism: Malania oleifera
Lineage: Eukaryota; Viridiplantae; Streptophyta; Magnoliopsida; Santalales; Ximeniaceae
Exons: 1
Coding region: 124-459 (111 amino acids)
Source: RefSeq, a predicted model, not a curated record
CAAAGUCCCCAAAAGUAAAGAACCAAAAAGAGCCACACUGUUUUCAAAUUCUCUCUAUCCUGUUUCAUUUCUAGCUCCCUCCACCACUCUCUCUCUCUCUCUCUCUCUCUCUCUCUCUCUCUCAUGGUUUUGUUCAUGGGUACUAUGGGUAAAGGGGUGAGCAGGCUGAACUAUCAGUAUCAGCCACCCCCAGCAGUGGUGGCUCCGCCGCCCCCGGGCCACUGCCAGCGCCGGUCCAUCGAGACACUCGUGGUGGUGUUGGCAGUGAUCACGAUCGCCGGGGUCAUAGCUGGGAUCAUUGCCCGGAUAUGCGGGGGGCGGCAUUUUGGCAGAAACGGGGAGAAUGACAUAGAAGGAUGGAUAGAGAAGAAGUGUAGGAGCUGCAUUGAUGGCGGUGUUCAGGCGGCAGCGCCACCGGAGGAAGGGAAGCCGGCGAGUACAGAGGAAGCAAAGAAAUGAAAGCAUGAAAAGGGUAAAAGGGAGCACUUUCGGUGCAGCACUGUAUGGUUAAAGGGCCAGUGAAAGUAGUAUAAUUAGCUGUCUCUUCAUUGUUGUCUGUUGCUAAUGUGUCUUAGCUUUGCUUUUUCAGAUUAGCAAAUGCAUUGAUUCCCCUUUUCUAGUUCAAUUCUUUUUUUGUUAUGUAUGUUAAACUCUUCUUCUUCUCUUCUUCUUCUUUGUUUUGGAAUCAUGUAGUGAUGUAAUAUGUUAAUAUUCAUAUUUCCUGGUGUCAUUGCGGUACUCCAAAACAAGUACGAGAAUGAGAUGUUAUGAAUGUCAUAUUUUUUGAAAAUAAGCAAAUGCCCGAACUUGAUCAUAAUAGAAUCAUAAUAGAAUUAUUACAAUAUGUUACUUUA